AUGGGACGAACAAAGGACAUGAAGAAGUCCUUAAAAUUGGUGAAAGACAAUGGAGAGUCCUCAAACACGCUAGGGGACUACACGGGCGUGGGAACUGUGACAUUUUAUCUUAACAAAAAAGGGAAAACAACGGAGAAGUAUUACGGAAAUAUCUUCCAAGGAAAAAAACACGGAUAUGGUGAGUAUAACUACCAGAAUGGAGAUUUUUACCAAGGGCUGUAUGAGCACGGCAAGAAGAACGGUAUCGGCACUUAUUUUUACAACAUGAACGACAGGCAGGAAAGAGGCAUAUGGAGAGGGGGGAAGGGAACAGACCAUGAGAGUAGUGAGGAGGAGGACAGCAGCGACGAUGAGAAGAGGGACGAAGAGAACAGCGAUGAUGAAAAGGAAAACGACGAACAGGACGAUGAGCAAAAUGAGAAAAAUGGAAAAGACGCGGAUAGUGAGAAGGACACAAGUGAGGAGGAAGGUGAAAAUGACCAAAAUGGAAGCGAUCAAAGUGGAGACUCCACAAGUGGAGCAGACAAAAGCGAAGGUGACGCUGAACAGAGCGACCGGAAUGAACAAGACAAGGAGAAGAGCGCAAAUAUGGAUGGCUAUCAAAAUACUAAGAAGGGGAAUAAAGCAGCUGAUAAUGAAAAAAAAGCCUCUAAAAAGUUGCUACAUCUUAUGCAAAAAUGGAAAGACACAAAAAUGAAACAAGAAACGAUUAUCCCCACAAAAGAGAACGGGAGCUUCUACUAUGGGCACUACGCCAACGGCCUCAAGCACAACGAGGGAAUGAUGUUGUACAGAAACGGGGACGUGUAUGUAGGCGGCUGGAAGUUUGGGAAGAAGAACGGAUGGGGAAGAUACACGUACAAAAAGUGCAAAAGCGUUCUGGAAGGACAUUGGGAAGACGGAUAUUUAACGCAAGGGAAAUGGAUCCUACCAAAUGGAAUGUACUUUGUGGGAAACUUUAAGAAUAAUAAGCCUUCCGGAGAUGGCGUCUGGGCAUUUGCGGACCGAACACAAUUAAAUGUUUUUUAUUAUGAAGUUAAACAAGUAAAUAUGAGAGAAUAUGAAAAUGAGAUAUGA
This is a messenger RNA of Plasmodium fragile, 1077 nucleotides long. RefSeq lists its product as uncharacterized. Lineage: Eukaryota; Apicomplexa; Aconoidasida; Haemosporida; Plasmodiidae. The coding region runs from base 1 to 1077 and encodes 358 amino acids. The record is from RefSeq and is a predicted model, not a curated record. The transcript is spliced from 5 exons.